Molecule: messenger RNA, 4782 nt
Organism: Oncorhynchus gorbuscha (pink salmon)
Lineage: Eukaryota; Metazoa; Chordata; Actinopteri; Salmoniformes; Salmonidae
Product: glutamate receptor-interacting protein 2-like
Exons: 24
Coding region: 1079-4519 (1146 amino acids)
Biological process (GO): neurotransmitter receptor transport, endosome to postsynaptic membrane
Molecular function (GO): protein binding
Source: RefSeq, a predicted model, not a curated record
GGGAGAGAUCUAUAGAGACAGAAAGAGACAGAUAUAUAGAGAGAGAGACAGAGACAGAGAGAGAGAGAGAGAUAUCUAUAGAGAGAGACAGAUAGAGAGAGGUGUGGGUGUCUGGAACUGCACAGCACAGCAAUACUGUCUAUCUGAACAUCAAAUGGACCUCUGCUGUAUGGUACAGUAAACCCUGCUUCAAUUCCUGGAUAAAGCUGGAUGGUCUGAGUCUAGGAGCACAGUGACUGGGAUCCUACUGAAUCCUGCAGUGUGCUCUGUAGACAAACACAGUGACUGGGAUCCUACUGAAUCCUGCAGUGUGCUCUGUAGACAAACACAGUGACUGGGACACAGCUGUACUGGCUACUGAUUCCUUUGGAUGCUCUGAGAACACAGUGACUGGGACACAGCUGUACUGGCUACUGAUUCCUUUGGAUGCUCUGAGAACAUAGUGACUGGGACACAGCUGUACUGGCUACUGAUUCCUUUGGAUGCUCUGAGAACACAGUGACUGGGACACAGCUGUACUGGCUACUGAUUCCUUUGGAUGCUCUGAGAACACAGUGACUGGGACACAGCUGUACUGGCUACUGAUUCCUUUGGAUGCUCUGAGAACACAGUGACUGGGACACAGCUGUACUGGCUACUGAUUCCUUUGGAUGCUCUGAGAACACAGUGACUGGGACACAGCUGUACUGGCUACUGAUUCCUUUGGAUGCUCUGAGAACACAGUGACUGGGACACAGCUGUACUGGCUACUGAUUCCUUUGGAUGCUCUGAGAACACAGUGACUGGGACACAGCUGUACUGGCUACUGAUUCCUUUGGAUGCUCUGAGAACACAGUGACUGGGACACAGCUGUACUGGCUACUGAUUCCUUUGGAUGCUCUGAGAACACAGUGACUGGGACACAGCUGUACUGGCUACUGAUUCCUUUGGAUGCUCUGAGAACACAGUGACUGGGACACAGCUGUACUGGCUACUGAUUGCUUUGGAUGCUCUGAGAACACAGUGACUGGGACACAGCUGUACUGGCUACUGAUUCCUUUGGAUGCUCUGAGAACACAGUAGUCACUGUACUGUAGCCAUGCUGUGUGGUCUAAGGAGAGAUGUGAAGAACAGUUUUGAUGAUGGUCCUUACUCUAAAGGGAACAAGGACUCACAAGGGACAGACAAUUCCCUGACCUCCAGGAGACAGAGUAUCCCAGAAGAUGUGCGGGGCGUGACGAUAGUGGAGCUGAUUAAGAAGGAAGGCAGCACCCUGGGCCUCACCAUCUCUGGAGGAACAGACAAGGACGGAAAGCCCCGCGUCUCCAACCUACGACCAGGAGGACUGGCUGCCAGGAGUGAUCAGCUGAACGUGGGCGACUACAUUAAGUCAGUGAAUGGUAUCAACCUGACCAAGCUGAGACACGAAGAGAUCAUCAGUCUGUUGAAGAACGUGGGCGAACGAGUUGUCCUGGAAGUGGAGUACGAACUGCCCCCAUCAGCACCAGACAGUACCUCAGGUGUGAUUUCCAAGACAAUGGAGAUAUGUUUGCACAAAGAAGGGACCAGCUUCGGCUUCGUCAUGAGAGGGGGCUCACACGAAGACUGGAACAAAUCUCGCCCCCUAGUGGUGACAUACGUCAGACCAGGAGGUCCUGCAGACAGAGAGGGUAGCCUGAAAACGGGGGAUCGUCUGAUGUGUGUAGACGGGGUGCCCCUCCACAGUGCCAACCACAGGGAUGCCCUCGCCGUGCUCAACCAGUGUGGUCAGGAGGCCCUCCUACAGAUCGAGUAUGACGUCUCUAUCAUGAAUACUGUGACGAAUGUGUCUGGUCCCCUAUUGGUGGAGAUUGCCAAGUCACCAGGGGCGGCUCUGGGUAUCACCUUGACAACCGCCACCCACAGGAACAAACAGGUCAUCGUCAUCGACAGGAUCAAAGCAGCUAGUGUGGUGGACAGGUGUGGAGCUCUCCAUACAGGGGACCACAUCCUGUCCAUCGAUGGGACCAGCACAGAGCACUGUUCAGUCCUAGAGGCCACACAGCUGCUAGCCAGCACAUCAGACCAGGCCAAGCUAGAGAUCCUCUCUGCCCACCACAGCAGACUGCCUAACAAACCACAGGACACUGUGAAGGUUCAGAAGAGUGACCACCCCCACUCGUGGGACCCCUGUGUGAACUACUGUCCCCCCCAGCACCCCUCCUCUCACUGUAAGACCUGGACCACCUCUAACAACCCCUCCAGCACACAGGAAUACUGCAAAUCCCUAGUGUCUACCAACUUCUCCCCUGGUUCCACCACCACAACAUCAGGUCCUGGGUCGACCAGCCAGAUAUCCAGUACGCUGCCCCGUACAGUCGUCCCCAUGAGCCCACGCAACUCCACGAUGAAGAGACGACAGAGGAAAAAAGAGCAUAAGAGCUCAUCCGUGUCCCUGGCGUCCAGUAGUGUAGGUCCUGGUGGCCAGAUCGUCCACACAGAGAGCAGUGAGAUCAUCCUGAGAGGAGACCCCCUCAAUGGCUUUGGGGUCCAACUACAGGGGGGAAUAUUCGCUACAGAGACCCUCUCUGCUCCCCCUCUCAUCCGCUUCAUAGAGCCAGACAGCUCUGCUGAGAGGUGCGGACUGCUGCAGGUGGGAGACAGACUCCUGUCCAUCAACGGAAUCCCCACGGAGGACGGAACACUGGAGGAAGCGAAUCAGCUUCUCCGAGAUGCGGCUCUGACCAAUAAGGUCUCCCUGGAGGUGGAGUUUGACGUCGCAGAGUCUGUUGUGCCCAGUAGUGGAACGUUCCAUGUUAAACUACCUAAGAAGAGAGGGGUGGAGCUGGGCAUCACCAUUAGUGCCAGUAAGAAAUCUGGAGAGCCGUUAAUCAUCUCAGACAUUAAGAAAGGCAGCAUGGCUCACAGGACUGGUACCUUGGAGCCUGGGGACAAGCUCCUGGCCAUAGACAACAUCAGACUGGAGAGCUGUUCUAUGGAAGACGCCUGUCAGAUCCUAGAACAGGCCGAGGACCUGGUUAAACUCAAGAUCCGUAAGGACGAAGACAACUCUGAUGAACAGGAGACGUCUGGUUUAAUCAUCUACACGGUGGAGCUGAAGAGAUAUGGAGGCCCACUGGGGAUCACCAUCUCAGGCACAGAGGAGCCCUUUGACCCCAUCGUCAUCUCUGGCCUCACCAAGCGGGGCCUGGCUGAAAGGACCGGAGCGAUCCAUGUGGGAGACCGUAUUCUGGCUAUCAACAGUGUCAGUCUGAAGGGCAAGCCGCUCAGCGAGGCCAUUCACCUGCUACAGAUGGCCGGGGAGACGGUCACACUCAAGAUCAAGAAACAGGUCGACAUGGCAGACGAGAAGAAGGAUGGAGAGAUGGAGAAUGAUUUGAGUGACACGGAGGACGUGUCGGACAUGACAGACUCUCAGAAGACCAACAAGCUGUCAGAGAUCUACUCCACCACCAUACCCAGUGUGGACUCUACCAUGGAGUCCUGGGACGGAUCCGGCAUCGACGCGGGCUACGGAAGCCAAGGGCCCUACAACCCCCAGGCGGCAGGCAUCGCCCUGCACCCCCAUGAGUGGAGGAGUGCCAGGCAGAGGACCAGCCCCCCGCCCCCGGGCCGCCGUAGUAACAACUACCCUUUCAGUGACGGGGGCUUCAGUGAAGACGACUGGGACAAACCGUCAGGAUACACCAGCCAGCCUCACAGUGACGCCAUCAUGCUCGACCACGAGGACAGUUUCUGGUGUCAGGCACUGGAAGACCUGGAGACCUGUGGACAGUCUGAGCUCCUCAGAGAGAUAGAGGCAUCUAUUAUGACGGGCAGUGCCAUCAGUAUUGGGGUGGAUGGUAACAAGUCCCAUGGCCUCCCCCACCCUGGAGACCCCGUCUGCCAGCCCCGCAUCAGCCCUCUGCGGAGGAGCUCCCUCCAGCACCACGAUGCCAAGACCCACCUGCACCAGGAGGCCCACCUCCACCAGGGGGCCCACCUGCACCCGGAGGCUCAUCUGCACCCGGAGGCCCAACUGCUGCAUCACGAGGCCAGAACCCAGCUGCAUCACGAGGCCAGGGCAAAGAACACACUCCGGGUGUCUGAGAAGACCUGGGAGUCUCGUAGGAUCAAGGAAGAGAUGCAGGAGAUCCUCUCCCCUACCCCUCUGGAGCUACACAAGGUGACGGUGAUGAAGGAUCCAGAGAGCGAUGACUUCGGCUUCAGCGUCUCCGACGGGUUCCUGGAGAAAGGUGUUUACGUCAACAUGAUCCGUCCGGAGGGCCCAGCAGACCGCGCAGGCCUGAAACCAUAUGAUAGGAUCCUACAGGUGAACCACGUGCGUACCAGAGACUUUGAUUGCUGCCUGGCUGUGCCUCUGAUCACUGAGGCUGGGGACAAGCUGGAGCUGGUGAUCAGCAGGAACCCUCUGGCCCAGCAACUGCACCAUGAACCGGACUGUCUGGACCAGGACCAAGGACUUCUCAUCUCUGCACUGCAGUCCAACAGUAGGGAACACCACCACUAUACCACUACAACCCGAGCCAUGGACCUGUAGUUACAGACAGACAGCACAGAUACGCCAAGCCGCAGACUGUUACCAUGGAGCAGUCUGUGAAUCUACAGACACACACAGAACAAUGGACCUUCUUUGGACAUGUGAACUACAGACGCAGCCACAGUCCAGUACCAUGGACACACCAAGUCACAGACUGAACUUCUGAAUGAACUACAGACAGGAGCCUCAAACCAGUACUACAGACAUGUGACUAAAGACACAGACCAGUACUAUAGACCUGUGACUAAAGACACAGACCAGUA